CUUGACUUUCAAUCUCAAGUGCUACACGUGGGUUUCCUUGGCAGCAUGAAGCUGUGAAGCUAGCAUGCCAGCCAUGCAACAGCUCACGGAAUUCAUGCAUAGCCAUAUAUGUAAUCUUAAACACGUACACUGCUGUACAGCUGGUCAAACACUUUGACCAAAACCCAACUACAACAUAAGGGGAAGUCUGGCGUCAGAUGAGGGGAAGACAUUGAAGGUGCCGCCUACAGAAGUGCAGGGGCGAUAGUAUUUAGCCGCUGCUAUAUCGCGCCCGCCAUUUUCCGCUCAGAAGUUGCUAGGCUGGGGCCCGAGAGAAUUGUACUCACUGUUUUCUAGGCUCUGCUGUUGCCAUGGAGGGGCGACUGAGCUGGCGACUGCAAGCCACAGCUUCUAACCUUUUGCUCCUGAUCAUUACAGUGAUGACUUUCUACAAUUUUCCUUGCCCUUGCCUGGCCAUCCCUGCUGGGGUUCCCAGCCACCUCUUAACCGACAAUUGCACAGUGGCAAACGUUGAAUACUAUACUGCGCAGCCGCCUGGGAGCUUCUAUUUCUAUGAUGGGACCCUGGACACCUACUGCUACGACAAAAAUAGAAAAGAUCCCCCAACUUCUGGAUGGAAAGUAUGCGGAGUGGGUGCUGCGCCCGCUUGCACAACUGCAAACGCCCCUUCUGGCACCAGGACAGAGGCGUGCAAGAUCGGCUACUACCCAUCAUCUGUUGAAUUCGAUGCUUGCCAAAGAUCAGUGAGGAUGUUUUUUGUCAACUACGAUCUCGACUGCGAUCGGGUGGUAAUUUGCGAGUACUUCAAUGGCCCGGUCGUGGCCACAACGGGGACCACAGCUCCACUAGCAACCGUGGGGUCACCUCCAGCGGUCACUCUGCCACCGACGUUGCCCACUGUGCCUCCGGCCCCGGUGUUGCCUCCAUCCCCCUCUCUGCUCCCAAAGGCGGACGAUGUUGUGGUGAUGUCACUUUAUGCUGUGGGAUCUGUGCAGUAUUCCUGCAUUAAGGCGUCCGGCCUGUUCUCCAACAUGACCAUCAGCGCCAAUCUGUACGCAACACCAUUGGCGAAUGCAUCUACUGGCACAUACUCGAAGGCCGACGGUUCGCAGGUCUUCAAUUUGGCAGAUGGAAGCAGGGCCCUGGUCGGUCCCAGGGACAUUGGCAACUCCUACGCCCAAAAUCCAAAUGUUCAACUGGAUGGUGGGUAUGGAUCCUUGAAUCAGAGUUACUCGACGGCCACUGGGAAUCUCAGCCUCGCUAGUGUUUCUUACGUCACCGUUACAGCGACGAUCGGGGGCGUUCUCCCAAGCAAGGCCCCGUGCACCAAGGUGCCCGAGUCAGUGAUUUUGUAUCCCCCUUGGUCAAUCCCGUUCGAAGCUAACAUCACCUUUCUGAGCAGGUUUACCCCACCAGUCUAAUCUAGCAGAUUCUAUACUUCAACGCCAUGUUGUGAACCGUGAAGUAUGGAAAUUCCAGACGGCAUCUGAGAGCAGAACCUGUAAAAUGGUGGAAUUGUCGAGCUUUACUGCCAUGGGUAGCAAGAGGCGCCCACAGCUAGCGCAAUCAGCCUGGCUGUCUGAAUCAACUUUGGGCCAGGUUUACGUCUUCAGACCGUACUUGGGAACGUCCUAGCUCUUGGAACUUCGUCACUGCUUCAACAUCUUAAUAAGCCUGAAACUAAGCGAUCAGCAGA
Messenger RNA from Klebsormidium nitens, 1696 nucleotides. The record is from the annotation of a GenBank genome assembly. NCBI's taxonomy places the organism in Eukaryota, Viridiplantae, Streptophyta, Klebsormidiophyceae, Klebsormidiales, Klebsormidiaceae.